AUGUGGGGAAUAAAGCGCCUCUCAUCGGCCGCGUCCCAAAUCACACCAGCAGCAGCAGCAGCCUGAGACACUGAGAGACUGAGAGACAGAGACAGCCUGAGGAGGACACUGUGCGGUUAGAGACACUACAGCAAAACUACAGAACAACAUCUCAUCACUCUUCUACUUACUUACUGACCUGCUUACUGAAGGCUUUACAGGGAGUUAGAGUGUUUUGUAUAUCCAGGACCGAACUGGUCUCACGAUGGGAGUUCAGGGCCUCAAGACCUACAUUAAGAACAGUGAUGUUCUGAAAAUUCGUUGCUUUAGAGACAGCAAACUCAUCAUUGAUGGAUCAAAUUUGUGCAUCUGUCUUUAUUUUGAGUCUAGUCUGGACCAAGUGCACGGUGGAGAUUACGAAGGAUUUGAGAAAAUAGUCACAUUGUUUUUUAGCAAUCUUAGACUGUGCAGUAUUGAGCCCUACGUGGUGCUUGAUGGUGGAGACGACGCCAGUGGCAAAAAAUUUGACACCAAGAUGUCAAGACGUCAGGAUAGACUCAGAAGAGCCAAUGCCAUGACCAGGGGACGUUCAGGAGGUAUUUUACCAAUUCUCACCAAAAAAGUCUUUAAGCAGAUCCUUCGAAAACUCGCAGUUCCCUUCAUUCAGUGUCUGGCAGAGGCGGAUUGGGAAGUGGCCGCAUUGGCCAACGAGUGGAACUGUCCUGUUCUGUCCAACGACAGCGAUUUUUAUAUUUACAGCCUCAAGUGUGGAUUUUUGCCCAUCACUCAUUUCCAGUGGAAGAAAGUGAGUCUGCUGAGACGCAGUCCGAAAAAUAAUUACAUCCCUACCAAGUCAUACCAUAUUCAUACUUUAUGCAAUGCUUUUAACCGCAUGAACAAGUAUCACCUUCCACUUUGUGCCACCAUCCUUGGAAACGACUACACCAAACUGGACAAGAGUGUGUUUCCAAACUUCUCAAAGUUCUCAACCAGACCUGGAGGAAGCGCUCAGAUCGAUGGCUUACUCAUUUGGCUGUCACGGUUCCCCAGCCCAAAAGAAGCCAUCACUGCUCUCCUUAGCCCCCUGGGGAGAAACAGGAAUUCUGCCAGCAUGCGAAAAGCAAUAUAUCAGGGAAUGGCAGAGUACAGACUCAAUCCCAGCUCCAUAGCCCAGUUCUUCAUGAGUGGAGAACCACCGAUAAGGCCUCCAGGCCCUUUACAGAACCUGCCAGACUGGACUCUGAAACCUUUGGCAGAAGGCACAAUGGCUUCCAUCAUAAUUAAAGUCCUGACACGGCAGAGCAUCAUGUUGAACAUUCAAGUGGAAGAUUUUGAUCUGAGCAGCAGCAAUGAGACGUCGCAGCUGAUUAGACAGGUGACGUACGGCGUUCUGCUGUGUACUAGGUGGCAGAAGGUUGGUAAACGCAGCACUUCUUCUGGAGAGGAACAGCAAUAUAAUGUGGAGGAAUACAACAGGCAGGGAAUGACACUGACCAGCUCCAUGGUUCCAGCUCUUCUACCAAGCCGUGUAACAGACCUUCACCUGGACUCACUGUGGGAGUCACCAGAAGAUGUACGCCUACAGAUCCUGUUGGAUGCUCUGUGUGUGUCUCCUGUGUUCAAUUCACUCCUCAUCCCAGUAAAUCUGCAGCUAGCCGUGUACGUCACAGGUUUCUGGCUAAAUCAUGCAAAGCCCGAGCCAACAGCCGAAAUGUUUUGGGCUUUACUCAUUAACCUGGUCUACGGACACCUGUGCAGAGAACAUCAGACUGCAAUAGAGGCAGGCACUGUGAUUUUGAGGAUUAAAAACCUUCAGGAUCGCAAAGGUGAGAAGCAUUUGGACCUGGAGCUGGCUCACGCUUACUGUCAGUGGCUGUCCUGUUUAAAGUGCAGUCUCACUCUCAAUCAGCUUCUGAACCAUCCAGUGCCCGACCCGGACCUAGUGUGGUUAUACAACGGCCCUCUGGUACACGCCGUCGCUCACGAGCUAAUGAGGGGCGUCGAACCCGAGUCUCUCCUCGCCGGAGCCUCUUUAGCCGUAGAGCUUUACCGAAAUCUACAGGCCACAUUGGAGCGUGAGCUGGACAACGACUUCCUCAUAAGAAUGAGGACGAGGGCGGGGCCGCGGGGACGCAGAGUAAACGACGAUCCAGCGGACGAACUGAGCAAAAUGUUUAAACAUCUGAUGGCCAAUGAAGAGGACAAUGACGAUGGUGACAAGAUCUACGAGGAAACCUGCAGCGUUCGCACCAGACACGUGAGCCGUGGUCACAUCGAGGAUCCGAGAGCCAAGAAGUACGAACGUGUGAAGUGGUGCUAGAUACGACUGAAGCAAGAUGAAACGUCAUCUGAAACACUACCAUUAGAGUCACUUUAAUCAUUCUCACAUUUUAGUAAAAACAAAAUAGGAAAUUAUUCCCAGCACAUUACCUUUGAUUUAUAGUGAAACGUCUAAUGAAUUGCACCAGAAUUAUUAUUUUUUUACUCCACAAGAGGGCAAGGAGUUAUUCUUUUUACUCCACAACUUACUCAGGUGUGUAUCAGCAUGUGUAUGGACUGUUAAACAAUCCUGCCAUGGCAGUAUAUCAGCAUCAGCCAUAUAAAACCCUGACCCAGUUUACACAUGUGCCAGAGUUAUUUUUUUGCAGUAAUGUAAAACACGUAAUAUGAGUUAAUCAGCGUGUUAGUUACCGUGUUAAAUGUUACUGAUGAUGUAUUAAUGGUAAAGUUAAAGAAUAAUAAUGAGCAUUAUCAUAAUCAUUGUGUCUAUUAAGACAUUGUGGAGGUCAUGUGCAUGGGCCAGGAGCAGAGAUGGAAAUGAUUAUUAGAAAGUAUAAUUGGGUUAAAAUGAGAUUGGAGUUGCUGUGGGGUUUCAGUGUUUUGUUUUUAUAACUGUGGAAAUAACUGUAUUUAUAUUUGUCUGUAAUUAAAUAAUUGUGAAAAACAAUGACAAGGAAAUAGUUUUUCAAAUGUUUUAAAAUAUUUUAACAGAAUUUUUAGUUGAUUUCUUUCCUUUAAAUGAUGGGACU
Messenger RNA from Clarias gariepinus (North African catfish), 3008 nucleotides. RefSeq names its product protein asteroid homolog 1-like. The record is from RefSeq and is a predicted model, not a curated record. Bases 245 to 2299 code for a protein of 684 amino acids. NCBI's taxonomy places the organism in Eukaryota, Metazoa, Chordata, Actinopteri, Siluriformes, Clariidae. The transcript is spliced from 5 exons.